Molecule: messenger RNA, 4320 nt
Organism: Nematocida ausubeli
Lineage: Eukaryota; Fungi; Microsporidia
Exons: 1
Coding region: 1-4320 (1439 amino acids)
Biological process (GO): DNA-templated transcription
Cellular component (GO): RNA polymerase I complex
Molecular function (GO): DNA binding; DNA-directed RNA polymerase activity
Source: RefSeq, a predicted model, not a curated record
AUGAACAAGGAAAGACCGCUUCUGUUUAGAGCACAAAGAAUGCACCUGCAUAUGCUUACACCGCAGGAAAUUAAAAACCAAAGUGUCCUUAAAAUAGUCGACUCAGAGAUAUACGAUGAUCUGGGACACGCCAUAGUAGGCGGUCUAUACGACCAGCGGCUGGGAUCAUCAGAUAUAAGCGAAGCCUGUGGUACAUGCAGACAGAGAGGCAAUGCAUGCCCAGGGCAUUUCGGCCACAUAGAUUUGCCCCUUCCUGUAUACAACCCAAUGACGUGCGAUACACUGGCACGCCUUAUUCGGCAAACAUGCCUUGGGUGCUUCCGCUUUAGAAUGGGAAAGGACGAGGCUGCCGGUGCAGCAGCACAAAUGCACCUUGCACGGUGCGGGCACGAAAUACAGGCCAGCAAAGCAGGAGAACUUCUUCGUAGAAAAAAGUACGAUAAGAUUCAGGAGCUGCUCACUGAGACCUUGAAGAAUACACCAAGCACUGAUCUGCCAGAGAAUACAACGCACAACCUCCGUACGCGCUUUCUGAGCACGCCCCAAAGAGCAUGCCUCUGGUGCGGUGAGUCUGAGAAAAAGAUCACGCUUUCGUCUAUGCGAAUCUCAGUGGAGAGAGAGCACAGACCAAAAGAGGGCGUCCCAGUCUCUCGGGGUGAGCUUCUUCUUCCAGUUGAGGCCAUUCAGAUUAUUCAGAAACUCACGCAGAAUGAGGAGGCUGUUUUGUCCGAGCUAUUUUCUGGCAUGUACCAGAAGCUGCAGGGCGCAAACUUUCUCAUUCCAAUGUUCUUUAUUGAGGCAGUCGCUGUGACUUCAAACCAGAGCAGACCGGCUUCCCGCCUGCCGACAGAUGCUAUUGUUCCCAGCUUGAAGACAGGGAUAUACCAAAAUAUCAUUCGGAUAGCAAUGGAUCUCUUUAAUCUGCAAGACAAAUCAUCAAAAGCCAUCACAUCUUCGUACAUACGCCUGCAGGAUGCAGUUGGAGAGCUGUUUUCGUCGCGCGAGUCUGACAAGGCCAAAGCCUUUGGUGUGCGGCAGAUCAUUGAAAAGAAAGAUGGGCUGUUCAGAAAGCACAUUAUGGGAAAGAGAGUGAAUUACAUUGCACGUUCUGUUAUUUCCCCAGAUCCUGCAAUUGCAGUCCACGAAGUGGGUCUUCCAGUGGAAUUUGCAAAGAAGCUCACAGUCCCAGAAGGCGUCUCUCCUGUAAACAUAGAAGCACUUCGCAAGGCAGUUGAGAACGGGCCAGUGUACCCAGGGGCAGAAUUUGUAGAAGACGCCACAGGAAAGAUGAUCAGUCUGGAGCAUAUAACACCAGAGAAGAGAGAGCACAUUGCUAGACAGCUACUCACUGCAGCAUCUUUCAAUGCACACGCCAGCACAGAUGCAGAUGUGCAUGUGCAGGGCCCUCUGCAGCCGCUCUCGAGCUUGUCUAUACGGCGUGUCUGGAGGCACAUGAGAACAGGAGACUACGUUCUUGUUAACAGACAGCCGUCCUUGCACAGAGUCAGUAUGAUGGGGCACCGUGUGCGCAUUCUGCCACGGGAAAGAACCAUUAGGCUACACUACGUGAACUGUAACUCGUACAACGCAGACUUUGAUGGGGACGAAAUGAACGUGCACUGUCCACAGAACAUUGUGGCGCAGGUGGAGGCAGAAGAGAUAUGCGCCACAGACAAGUGCUUUAUUUCUGCAACAAACGGAGCACCCGUUCGGGGGCACGUCCAGGACCACGUGGUUAUGGGAACUCUGUUCCUGCAGCGGUGCAUAUUCCUCCCGCGCGACGAAUACGCACAGAUGCUCGUCACUGCCUUAGAGGAAAUCCAGCAGCACAGAAGAUGGGUCUUAGAGAAGCCAGCAAUCCUGCGCCCAGCGCGCCUCUACACAGGAGCACAGUGCGUUACAGGUGUCAUGCAGAAUCUAAGGAUGGACAUCUCCCUUGCAGCGAGAACUAAAUUGGGCGACGACUUUAUCUUGCGUAACGGCACUGUGAUUUCUGGUGCCCUAGAUAAGUCGCAGAUCGGCACAGCUUCAUACGGCCUAAUUCAUGCAGUGCAUGAGAGGUAUGGAGGCAGGGCUGCAAACAGCUUGCUUACAGCGCUGGGCCGGCUGUUCAACAGGGCUUUAAUAGUCCGCGGACACUCCUGUACAAUGGAUGAUCUAGUGGUUAGGCCAGAGGCAGAGAAGCAGCGGCGCGUCCAGAUUGAGGAGGGCCUAGUGGCAGGAAGUACUGUCUCGUGCAGCUACAUGGGGUCUAAUAUGACAUACCUCCAGGACACAGCACGGGCUGCAGGGCGCGGUGAAGUGUCAGCAGAGAAGAAAGACCUAGACGCAGAAAUGCGCGCAUCCACAAGCGACUGUGCAUCACAGGUUCUGGAAACAGCAGGCAGUGGACUGAGUGUGCAGGGACUGCGGAAUAACAUGCGCGCCAUGGUUAUCUCUGGGGCAAAGGGGAGCUUGGUUAACUUAGGGCAGAUUGUGGCCAUGCUGGGUCAGCAGGAGCUGGAAGGACUGCGUGUGCCACUGAUGCCAACCGGAAGGACACUGCCUACGUUCUGCCCGCUUGAGCCAACACCCCGUGCGCACGGAUUUAUUUCACAGCGGUUCUUGACAGGUGUGCAUCCAGAGGAGUUCUACUUCCACUGCAUGGCCGGAAGAGAAGGGCUGAUUGACACGGCCGUUAAGACCAGCAGAUCAGGUUAUCUGCAAAGAUGUUUGAUCAAGCACUUGGAAGGCCUGCGCGUGGAGGUGGAUGGAUCAGUCCGAGAUGCAACUGGAUCUGUAAUACAGAUGGUAUACGGAGAGGACGGCGUGCACCCAGAAAAAGCCGCAUAUCUUCAUAAGCACGAGUUCUUUGCAGAAAACCCCUCACAGAAGAGACAAAAUACAGGCAUUAAAGACAGUGGGUCUUUACAAAGUGCAGGGAAUGCAAGUGCUGCAGGGUUAACUGCGGGAGAUCUGUACAACGCACGGUCUGUCCCAGGAAGAGUGUCUGAGAAGUACUUGGCAUCAAUAAAUGCAGCUAAGGCAGUGGAAAAGGGAACAGAGUGGAAGAGAUAUGCACAGGCAUCUGUAGACCCAGGAGAGGCUGUUGGUAUAUUGGCAGCACAGAGUGUGGGAGAACCUUCAACACAAAUGACACUGAAUACAUUCCACCUGGCAGGUGUGGGAGGUAAAAACGUGACCCUUGGUAUGCCGCGUCUGAAGGAGAUUGUUAUGCACGCCACAAAGAAGAUUAAAACUCCUGUUAUAACAGUUCAAGCACACAGGCCUCCUACACCGGAAGAGGAAAGAGCACUUACCAUAUCUGGGCGCAGGUCUGUUCUUUCGCUUUUAACAGACAUCAGUGUAGAUGAGCAAGUAUUUAUGCACAAUGGAGACCUUGUGCGGCAGUUGAACAUUGUGGCUACGCCUGUGCCUGGAGCAGUGCUGGCUGUGGAGACAGCCAUACGGAGGGACUUUUUCUCUAAAUUCAGCCGCAGUAUGCUGGCCUUCUUAAAGUCACUCUCACACCAGGAAAUUACAGAAACAGCACGCGAAAUAAAGGAAGAUGUUGCGCAGAUGAAGGAGGGUGACACAGACGAGGAAGAAAGCUCUGAGUCUGAAUCCGAGUCAGAAGUGUCUGCAGAUGCAAGUGAGAAGAGCGGAGAGGAAGAUGAGAUGGCGCCUGCUGAAGUAAGCGAGGAGGGCUGUGCAGACCAUGUACGAGAGCCAUCGUGCACAUCCGACGGAGAGAAGGUUUAUGUGACACUCCAUGCAAGCGUUGCGUAUAGAACACUGUACCUCCCAAGAAUUGAAAGCAUCCUUGGUGCGAUGUACAUUGAAACAGGCGUCAGCUACGAGAACUGCAGCUACGGCGAGGGACAGUACGUUGUGCAGCAGGGAGGGCUACACUCUCUGUUCGACCGAGUUGGAUCGGAGAGCCUUCUGUGCGACUUGGCCAAUGUGGAAACAGCACGCUCCAACAGUAUAUGGGAGACAUACAACGUGCUUGGCGUGGAGGCAGCAAGGUCUGCCAUUAUUCGGGAAAUUGCUGCAGUGUUUGACGUGUAUGGAAUUGGAGUGGACUAUAGGCAUCUGUCCCUGAUUGCUGACUACAUGACGCACACGGGCACAAUCAUUCCCUUCAGCAGAGGAGCCUUUUCUACAGUCGGAGUACCAAUGCAGAAAAUAUCAUUUGAAACAGCGUACACAUUCAUGCGGGAUGCAAUUGUGGAUGGGUCAAUGGAUAAUCUGCUAAAUCCGUCUUCGUGCCUGGCAGUUGGAAAGAUGCCUGUUAUAGGAACGAAUUUAACCCAGAUUGGGUAUGCCAUAGAGCAAUAA